GAGCAUAAUCAACAUACGGAAGACCGGUAUAAAAGCUGGAAGUAAACACAGAAGCUUCAUCAGUACGCAUCUAAGUUUUGAAACAAACUCAAAAAAGUAGUUCAAUUGUUAAGUGACUAAAAUCAAAUUCCUACCCAACAAAAUGGCCAAGUUCAUGAUGCUCCUCGCCCUACUGGUUGCCAUUGUGGCCAUGGUUAGCGCUCAGCACGGCCAUGGAGGCGGAUUCGGAAACCAAGGCGGAUUUGGACACCAGGGUGGACGUGGAGGUCAUGGUGGACACAACCAGGGCGGUUUCGGUGGUCAUGGAGCUCAGCCUUAUGGCGGACACGGACAAGGCGGAUUCGGACACGGACAAGGCGGACAUGGACAUGGACACGGUCGCGGACGCUACUAAACGUUUGUUUACAUAGUUGUCUAGGCCUAGGAUAAUUUUAAUAAAUGCGAUUCAAAUACCGAAUGGAAGAUUCCAAAAAAAUUUAUUCAAAUUAGAAAUAGUCCUCAAGGUCAUGUGGAACUGACGGCGCAACUAAUGAAUAAUCGAGCGAGCGUUGUGAUAGGAAAGCAAUUGAUAAUCUAUUUGUUUUGGGUGUUAUUAAACAUCAGACACACUUUACUGAUUAAACUCUUCCCGUUGGUCGAGUGUACUAAUUACGGCCAAGUUGUUUUCGACGAAUAAGCAUAGGGUAACCGUACCGUUAGUAGGAGUUGGAUUUCUAUUUACUAUUUUUGUCGAUUGUAGAUCGACACGUUAAAGAGAUGGCUUUGAAGCCCUAUGACAAUCAAGACAUUGCUAUGCUAUUUUGUCCAAUACUCGAAUCGUUAUAAAACUUCCUUGAGUUGUUAUUAAUUUAAAUUGGUAACAAUCACUUUGAUAUUGUAUAUCAUAGCUAAGUGUUGAUGUUUUACAAUUAUUUUUCCGAGUGAAUUUAACAAUUCUACUUGCACGGCUACUCUAUCUCCUUGUUUAUUUUGUGAUGGCGAUAACGAAUCAGCUGCUUUUGCGCCAGCCGGUAAUCGGUAAUCAAAUCAUCAUAACCACCCAUAAACUAUCUUGCUGAUUGCAUGCAAAUGAAAUUUCAAAAUUUUCAGAAAAAGAUUAGAGCGACCAUUUUUGGCCAAUAGAAUAGCGAUAAGUAGUGAAAUAUGUGCAAUUGAUAAACGGUUAGACUGCUGGAAAUAGAACGAAUUAGGAAAUGUCUCGAGCGUCUUACAUUUCCACUGGUAUGUUACCCCAUCGCAUGUUAGUGUUCAUUGAACACUUCCACAAUUUUUAUAUUAGCUGUUAGCAUUUUUGCAUUCGUCUUUAAUGUGGCCAACACGUGUGGAAAAUUAGGUGUGGCACAUAUGCAUGAAUCAAGAGCUGAAAUAAGAAAAUAUUGUGCAUCGAUAUGAAAUAUGACGGUCUUUGAUAAAGUUGCAAACUCGCUUGUACGAACUAAGCAUCUUUCUAGGAUUAUGUUUCCAUAUAACAUACAUAAUUGUAAAAUCAUAAUUGUAAAUCAUGAAUGAUAACCAUUAUUCAAUUUAAAGCAUUCCACUUGGGGCUGUAAUAGUCGUCCGAACACUACACUGUAGCAAGGUUAACAGCAAGAACAUACUUUAUGCUAGUGGAAUUGUACCAUAAUUUAGUGGAAGGUGGGAACAAAAUUGAAUAUGCAACGCAAUGCACAAUGCGAAACAUGUUCAUUUCGUAACAUGUGGUAGAAAAGGUAACAUUUUUGUCAAUUGCUCUACGUUUGCCGAAGAAAUUAGAGAUACAGGGACGCUCCAGUCGAUAUUAGAAAUUACAAGAACAGUGUGCAGUUGAGGAGCUUUGCAUUAGAACAUAUAAUGAACGCCAGAUUAAUUAUUAUUUCCAUGUUUUGGUGUGUACUUUUGAUUCCCAGCUUAUCAGAUGGGUCUGUGAUUAAUUUGUUCAUAGAAGCACAAAAACAAGUGAUCGCUCGUGAGGAAGCACUCCUGAAGCAGGCGCAAGAUGCAGUUAAGGAACGUAUUGAUCAAGCGUUCGAAGCGGCACACGAGGCACUGCUUAACGUGGUCCAACAGGUGCAUUACUACGCAACCUAUCCAUUUCGAGCUGGCAAUGAAAUGGUGGAACAAUCGAUGAACAUGCUUAGCAAUGCCACUUCGUCGCUGGCCGGAUACUUGCCGUCUUUUGGAAGUCAAACAAACGAGACGGCACAGAACUCCUACGGGAUUCCAGGGACCGCUGGUGAACCAUCCUUCAUCAACCGGGUUCAGCAGAUGGGAGAACAACUUUCUCGCUUGUCCGGGGUACGAGUUGUUAUGCAUACUGCAUCAGAAGGACCGUCGAGUGGACCAAUGUUAGAGAUCGGAUUUGGUGGAAAUGAGAGAAAUGAAAGUGAAAGUGGCAACGGUGGACAAUAAGUGGACAAAAUAGCUUUAUUCAUGAAUAAAGAAAUAAAGCCGUCACAGGUAUUUAUUAUAAAUUAUGUCCUUGAGCUUCUCGAGUAGUUAAGUAGGUAAAAAAUAAAAAAAUAAGUAUUAAAAUAAAUAAAAUGA
Messenger RNA from Armigeres subalbatus, 2523 nucleotides. RefSeq lists its product as uncharacterized. The record is from RefSeq and is a predicted model, not a curated record. Bases 1831 to 2388 code for a protein of 185 amino acids. The transcript has 4 exons. NCBI's taxonomy places the organism in Eukaryota, Metazoa, Arthropoda, Insecta, Diptera, Culicidae.